GCGUAUUGAAGGGAAAUACUUCGCGCGUUUCGAGGAGAGCCGUCGUGUUUCUAGGUGACAUCUGACAUCGCACCUUUCUAAUGACAGCAGAGGCCAAGCGGCAAUAAAGCUGUCCAUCGAAAGGACCAAUGGCACCGAGGCACGACACCCAGUUGGAAAAAGUCAUUGAUGAAGUGUUAAAGAGUGGGGAUGUCCAAGCACUGGAUGUAUUCUUGCAAAGGAACACAUAUGAAGGAGCCCCCAUAAAAUGUUCCAUACAGUUCCUCACCAAAUUGGAUAAACUUGUUAGCAGGAGUUUGGAUCAAAAAGAUUCCAAGUCAGCCAGUUUGGGUCUUGCUGUCCUAUGCAAAUGUGGGAAACACCUGAAACUCCCUGGUGGUUGUCAAGUGCUGUCAGGAUUAAUAGCUCAAGGCCUGCUGGAAAAGAUGGUGCAGUGGUUUCGAAAAUGCAGGCAACUGUGGAUCCAGUGUGGCCAGCAGUGGGAUGAGACCUUGUUCAAUUUGUCUGAGGACUUCUUUGAUGCCUUAAUGGUGGUUCAUGAAGCAUGCAAAGAGGGAAUGUUCAAAAUCACAGAGUCCUUCCUGUAUCCGAUUGGUCAAUUGGCAGUAGACCCCAGGAUCUACAUCCUGAUCCAAAAAGAGGCAAUUCGUAAAUUUAACUUAAUUCUGGACAAAAUCCCAGUGGAGCUUAAGAAAGAGAGGAAGAUCCUAACAUCACAGGAGGCCUCAGAUAUCAUGAUGAAGUUGGCUGGUCAGAUAUUGAAGGGUGGUGAUUACGACUUGCAGACAGCCCUGAUGGAGGCAUUGUGCAGAAUGGCCACUCCUGAACAGAGGAUGGAACUGGCAGAUCGAUGGUUCAGCAUGGAGCAUGUGGCCAGUGCCCUAGUCAAGAUCCGGGAUUCUGAGUUUGAGACGGAUUGUCGUAAGUUUCUGAACUUGGUGAAUGGGAUGCAGGGAGACAGGAGAAGAGUGUACUCCUAUCCUUGUUUGGAGGUUUUUCUGGACAAACAUGAGCUGCUGAUGCCUGCUGAUGAGAAGCUGGAAGAAUUUUGGAUUGACUUCAACCUUGACAGCCACAGCAUCUCCUUUUACUUCUCUUUGUCUGAUGGAGAAGCACAGGAGGGCCAAUGGGAAACAAUAUGUAUCAAUGACAGUGAAGUCCAAAGCUACACUGUUACAGAGGAGGGCAAGAGUAAAGUCUUGCAGUUACUGUUGUCAGAGGUGGUGGUUGUGGGUGAAAUAGAAGGAUCGAGUCUUACCAUCCACUUCAGCUCCUCCCUUGACAUCCUGCAGGCUGUUCGUACUGUCUAUGGACACAGCAAAAACAAAGGCUUUGUGGGGAAGACGGGCACAUCAAUAGUGAAGAGUACAGUUAGAAUUAUGAUGGAAGAUAACAACUCCCAGGUUGUUCCAGAGAGUCAGAUGUCCCUUGGUGAAAGUGAGAAAGUUACCGCACCCUACCUUUUACCUCCCCAGUGUGCUCCUGUGCAGAUGGUGACCCCAACCAGGAUGAGGGUUUCAGAGUCUACCACCUUUAUCAGCAUCAGUGCAGGAGGAAGUGUGCAUGGUGCCAGUUCCCUCUCUGCUGUUAUGUCAUCCAACACUUCAGCCAAGGUUAAAGGGAAGCCAUCUCUGGAGAUGGUUCGUUCAUGCGAUAGGCAAGGUGAACUUUACCUAGGAGAGCUAAGGACAACUGCUAAGACCUGCAGUUAUAGCACACCAACUAACAUCACAAUAACAGGUGGCAUGACCGAGCAGAGUGCUACAUCUCUACAGAGCAUGACUUCCAAACAGUCCAAUAGGAAUAUGGUUGGCAAACACAAAAAGAACAUACCAGUGGCAGAAGCAGUAGAUAUGGUUUUAUCUGGACAUGGAGAAGAACAGUAUCUGGAGUCUAGUGUUGUGCCUGACACCCAACCCAGAACUGAGAGUAACAUAUCUUUUAACGGGAACAAAAUGUCCGUUUCUGAAAUGCUAAUGAUGCCUACACAGAAAAUCAAUUAUCUGCCGAGACUUGAGCCUUGUUCAAGUUUGGCACAGCAGCAAGAGUGCCCGUCAUCAGGACAGAGAUUGUCACUUCUAGGCUCAAGCUCAACCAGUCAAAAGCAACUCCAUAACGAACUCACCCAGCGCCUGCAGCAGGUCCUCAAUGAGAGUAACCAAGAUCCUGCACCUCAGGAGCCAUUUGCACCCCAAAGAAAAUUGCUUGAUAUCAGAGAGGACUCUAAAGGAAGAAGCUCUGCGGUUCAGUGUGCUUCAGUACUGUGUACUACCAAACAGCAGCAGACCCAGAGAAAUGGCCUCGCCAAAGGAAAGAGCAAACGCCUUUUGUCACUGGAGGCAGAUGCUGCUCUAAUCAAAGAUCCAGCCAAGUCCUCCACAACCAAAGCUCUGAAAAAGAGAGAACCAGCCAAUGUUAAGGUUGAAACUCAUAGUAUCCAAUCAAACAAAGAGAAGAGAGAUGCAGAGGUUGCAGGCAGCAUGGUGAAGCUCAUCUCUAGUCAUUAUGAGAUUAACACCCAAUCCACAGCAAAAGAUACUGCAGAAAUUUUCCCUAAGAGCUGGAUUCCGCCUCUUGUCAACAGGCCUAUCUUCAAUAUGAGCUGGAAAUCGACUGCUAAAAGAGAUGUUUCAGGAGCUGUAAGCCUCAUGAAAUCACAAAGCAAAACCACAACUAAGUCUACGAGGCAGAGAAAAGAUAUUUUUUCAUUCAACAUUGAUACACCAUUGAGUGAUACGGGAAAGAACAAAACCUUCUCUAACACUUCUGCCAUAUCAAGCAGUGGCAUCCAUGACACACCAGCACUACCCAGCACAACCAAGAAAGGACAACCUGUGGCAAAAGAGAAGCGGUAUGUGAAAAAGCAUCUGUUCAGUGACACGGACUAUAGCAUGACAGAUGUCAGCUGGCUGAGGGAAUCAAGCAGGAAACCCAAACCUAAAGUUACCAAAUACUCCAGGCAGGCGCCUGUCAAGCCUAGAGCGAUGUCAUCUCAUACAUCAUUUGAAUCCCCAGAUCUACCCCCAGCCUCUCAAAAACCUGUGAAAGGUAAUAACAAACUCAACAAGAAGAGGCCUGACGUGAAGGGGAGAGUGGAGCGGACAAGCAAGGUAGUGAAGCCAGCAACAGCACCCAAUAGACCACAUGCAGCCGGCAGGAGGCCCCAGAGAACUGCAGCCAUCUCUAGAAAGAGCUACAGGGAGCCAGACACUGAUGACAGCCUAUCAGACUCAGAGUAUCCUCUUGUUUCCAAGUACUCCUCUAAUAAUCAUCUGGAGACUGCUGAGAAAACUCCAGAGGCUGAUCAAGUGACAAAGAAAAAGACUGCCAGCAAACAACGAACCAAAAGCUAUAUGAUACCAGAGAGCAACCAUCACAGCAGCCAGUCAGAGUCUGUGUCAGCGCAGCCACCCACUUCCAAGGGAAAGACUGAGAAGACCUAUUCAGUGGUCCCAGAGGUAAGGAGGAGAAAAAACAGCCCCUCUAAGCAAUCCACAGAUGCAUACAGGAGAUCGGACAGCAAGCACCAGUCAGAUCUGAAAAAGCCAUUGGGUCUCAAGCAGAGGCCUGAGAAUGAUCUUUCAGAAACUUGGAAGGUAAAUAAGAAAAAUGUUGUCCCUGCCCAAGAACAAACGAAGGGAAUGAAGGAUUCCUGGGCCGUCCGCCAGACCUUCGCCUGUUCAUCCCCUCCUAUGAUCGAGAGGAUGAGAUCUGCUGAGAGGUCAGCCCCAACCUUGGGUUUGACCUGCUCCCCUCUCCUCACCCCGCGGGGAUCCCCACUCCCUGCCUCACCCGACCCGCUCUGCGAGGACACCCCCUCACCUAUCCUGCUGCUACCCAAACCUCGCUCUACAGUCAGCAGUAAAGGAAACUUCAGGCCCUCCUCUUUCUACAGUUCAGAAAAAAAAUGCAGCUCAUCCAUGACUCGAUCCAACCAGUCUGUACCCUCUCUCCCUUCACUGACCCCCAUCGGUCAGACCCCUCCCCAUGGUGCUCCCACUGGACCUAGUGCAGCAGAGAUAAGUCCAAUCAAGCAGCAUCUACCCUCAGCAUCUCAAUCUCCUUUUUCUCUGUCCUAUCGGCCCCUGUUGACAUCCACGCUCCUCGAGCUGGACAAGCCUUCCAUGCCUUCUCCUCCUCAGUCUCCGUUCCCUGAAGACACUGUCAACCAAGGGAGCCAUUACAGCUUCAGUAAAGUGUCUUCAGUAUCUUAUGUUUCAUCCACUCAGUCAUCAGUAAUCACUCGCAGAGUUAAGGACAACCCCACUGCCACUCUUGCUGUGUCUCAUAAAAAAGAGAAAACACCAUCUUCAGACGGAGACCGAAAGUCUGAACAGCUUCAUGUCUCAGGACCCAGUCGCAAGCGCCACGUCUCCUCGUCCAGUAAUUCUGAGGAAGAUGAAAAGGAAAAGAGGAAGAAAAGCAAGAUGAGAGGACAGCGCUCUCCCCGGAUGAAACCAAGGAAGUUGUUCAAGUCCUCAACCCGACCUCAUGGUCUGACCCAGAGCUGGGGAGAGCAAAGUAGUUUAGAUGAAGAGGAAAGCAGCCCAACGGAUUUAACUUUCAAAGUUAAGGAAAGAAUAAGAGCAGAAUAUCAGAAUAUCAAGAAUAAGACCAUCAGAGACACUUCUCAUGGCACAGUCGCUGGGUUAUCUGCUGAGGGUGAGGUGAGCCGCGGGAUGUCUUCUUCCCACGCGAUGAGCUCCAGUCACUGGGAGGCUGAAGUGGGGGAUGGAGACAUGGAUGAGUUUUUCGAGUUGCCAAAAAUUGCUGUAGACCCGAGUGACCUGUGCAAGCAAUUCAGUUCUGAGCUGAAGAAGAAGUUCCAGAGCCGUCAUAAUAUGGUGGAAGUUUACAACAAGCAGUCCUUGAAGACCGUCCAACAACAUGUCUCCUCCCUCAACACGCAAGUUGCCAAAUACAGGACUCAGAGGCUUGAACAAGUUCAGAACGUCCUCAUGGAAGAAAUCCACAAACUGGAGCAGGAUGACACUGUGCUCAAAAGCAUGGAGAAAGACCUGACUAUGCACUGGAAAAAGCAGGCCGUGGCUUUCCAUUCCUACCAGGAGCAGGGAACCAUGAGAAAUGAUGCCUUGAAGAAAGCCCUCCAGGGCAACGUGUGUCACAGUGUGGAGUAUGAGGAGAGAAUAUUCACGUCCCAGAUGUGCCUGAUACGAAAUGACAUGAAGUCAGUCCAGGACAGACUCCUCAGCCAAAUGCAAGAAGGGGAGAUCAAGAGUGUGAAGAGAGGCCUGCAUGCUUUGUUUUUCUCUUGAUGGAGCCAGGUUUCGAGCUGAACAAAGUCCUGCCAAAGAUCUCUAACUAUAAACAAGGUUGUGUA
Messenger RNA from Anoplopoma fimbria (sablefish), 5341 nucleotides. It is a transcript of the gene sycp2, whose product is annotated as synaptonemal complex protein 2. The record is from RefSeq and is a predicted model, not a curated record. Bases 129 to 5276 code for a protein of 1715 amino acids. Lineage: Eukaryota; Metazoa; Chordata; Actinopteri; Perciformes; Anoplopomatidae. The transcript is spliced from 48 exons.